AUGGAGCGCAUAAAUACUAUCAGUAAUUAAAUAUCUAACAAGUAAUCAUACAAUGAUUUUUUGAUAGUUAAUGAAUUACCAUACUAGAAGGUCUUAGUAGAACUAAAUAACACUCGCAGAAAUAAUGCAAUAAAUACUCAGAUGUCAAAAUAACUUAUGAAUAUUGUAUAAGAUCCUAAUUAUAAGAUUGUCAUUCUCAAAGGAACUUAUGGAAAAGCCUUUGGAUGCGGAGGAGAUGUCAAGGAUUUGUAUUCUUACAUAACUAAUCCUGAUAAGACUUUGCUUUUUGAUUACUUUUUGACUGAGUUCUAAAACAAUUAUUGUUAUUAUUUACUCAAUCAUAUGGAAAAUUGUGGAUCUAUUGCAAUCUAUGACGGAUUUACUAUUGGGGAGGCUUUUUUGUUAAGUUGCUAUUCUAAAAUAAAAAUCUGCACGGAAAGAACUGUGAUAAUGAUGCCAGAAUGCAAAAAUGGCCUUGUAAUCUAUACCCCAUAAUACUUCUAUGGAUUAAAAAAUAACAUUGGAACAUACCUUUGGAUGACAGGAGAGCAAGUAAAGGGCUAUGAUUGUAUCAGAUUUGGUUUAGCUGACUUUUAUAUUUAAAGUUAAUUUUUAACUUAGAUGGAAAGAGAACUUAUAUUGGCUUAAGAUAUGAAUCAAUGUAAAUCAAUUUGCUAGAAAUAUGCUGAUAUGUCUGCAGACUUUAUCUAAUAUAGCGACAAUACUAAAUUAUUUGCUUACAUUUAAGAUAAUUUUGAGUUGAGAGAUUUCAAAGAUUUUUGGAAUAACUUGCUCAGAAAUGCCCAUUAAAAAACAGACUUAGAAUUAUAAAAAUUUUCUUUAAAGUGUUUGCAAUAAAUAAAUCAAGCAAGCAGAAUUUCCAUAAGAUUUAAUUUCAAUCUUCUAUAAAUGUGUUCUUUGAUGAUUGAUGUUGAAAAAUUUAACCUUCUUUAAAUUAAAGCUGCAAUCAAUGCAACAUUUUUAUACAAAGAUUGCAUUGAGGGUUUGAAAAAAGCAGUUGUCUAAAAAAAUUAUCAGCCUUAAUGGUCACAUGAAUCAUUCCUUGACGUUAAAGACUCUGAACUAUUAAAAAUUAAAACUACUGACGAAUUUAUAUAAAAUGAGAAAUUAAGGAUAGAUUUACUAAUGUAAAUAGCAAGAUAGAUGAUGAAUAGAAAAUAAUCUAUUAUUUUACAAUAAAAUUAUUACUAAUUACCUUAAAUUAUUUUUGAUGACUGA
Molecule: messenger RNA, 1239 nt
Organism: Tetrahymena thermophila SB210
Lineage: Eukaryota; Ciliophora; Oligohymenophorea; Hymenostomatida; Tetrahymenidae
Product: enoyl-CoA hydratase/isomerase
Exons: 2
Biological process (GO): L-valine catabolic process
Molecular function (GO): 3-hydroxyisobutyryl-CoA hydrolase activity
Source: RefSeq, a predicted model, not a curated record